Zerene cesonia (dogface butterfly) is the source of this 3193-nucleotide messenger RNA. Its product is annotated as nose resistant to fluoxetine protein 6-like. Lineage: Eukaryota; Metazoa; Arthropoda; Insecta; Lepidoptera; Pieridae. Bases 237 to 2180 code for a protein of 647 amino acids. The record is from RefSeq and is a predicted model, not a curated record. Gene Ontology annotation, molecular function: acyltransferase activity, transferring groups other than amino-acyl groups. The transcript has 13 exons.
CACAUGUCUCGUAUAGGCUGAGUUAAUCUUGGUCACGGUUACCGCGCGGUAAAUAAAAAUAUUCGUUAACAAAAAUUGUUUUUAUUAUAUUAAAAUACUAAUUUAUUAUAGUCGAAAUUAAAAAUAUAAAAAGGGUUAUUGUAUACAAGCAUAAAAUAAUGCGCGUGAUUGAAUGAAUUAAUAAAAUUUGUGUGAAUUGAUAAACUUUUGGUGAAUUAUUGGACGAUUCUGCAACAAUGUUUCGUUAUUUUUUAUUUUUCGUGUUUGGGGGCAGUGUGCUUGGAAGCUAUAUAGAAUUAAAUGAUACACUCUUAUCAACAAUACCACCGCUCUACGAUCUGGACGAAUGGACGUCGUGCCAGCGGCCCAUGGACAGAUACUGUAUGGUGGAUGCUGCACUGGUUUCGAAGACACCGUCGCCUCUCCUUGAUCUACUGAAGGAUUACUCCUCGCAGACGCUAAAACACUACAACAGGAGCCAAGUCCACAGAGGUGUAUGUGUGUCGCGUUGUCAUAGCAACGCUUCGAAUUGGCAGGACGCGGCGCAGCACUGCGUCAACCAGAGCGUACAGAGUUAUGGUCUGGAGGCAGAGGUGGUAUCAGCAGAAUGGUGCAGCGUAGCUGGCAGUGAUCAAUCAUCAGCCACAUCACGCGCGCUUGGGGUGGUGAUGAUUGCGCUCUUGGUGAUGACUUGUCUCGCCACUGGUCUGAAUGUGCUGGGUGAUAGAUGUGGAAAGUGUGAUGGUAACAGGUUUUUAAUGGCAUUUUCUUUGAAAAAGAACUGGGAGAUACUCACUUAUGAUAGAUCCAAGCCUAGGCAGGAGCAGAGGAUGAAAGACUUAACCUGUUUAGAGGGUAUCAGAUUCAUUGGGAUGCAAUGUGUGAUGUUUGCUCACGUCAUACUGAUUUACGUCUACUCGUAUAUCGACAACCCUGAGUUUAUAGAAAAGAUAUACGAUCAGCUGAUUUGGAAGAUAGUUCUGAACUCACCAGUGUGGCUGCAAGCUUUUUUCUCUAUAUCUGGUUUCCUGACAGCAUACGUCAUUCUCAUAGUGACGGAGAAGAAACCGCUGACGUUCGUCAAAUGCUUGCUUGGCAUUUUAAAUAGAUGGAUAAGGUUAACUCCAAUCGCGCUGUUCGCGCUCGUCUUCACGAUCGCGUGGUACCCACAGCUGGGCGCGGGCCCGCAGUGGGCCUGGGUGGUGCAGCGCGAGGCGCACGACUGCGCGAGCCGAUGGUGGCACCACGUGCUCUACGUGCAUAACCACCUGCCGCUUGGCAAGUUCUGCAUGGGGCACACGUGGUACUUGGCAGUGGACAUGCAGUUCCACGUGCUAGGCAUGCUACUGAUGUUCGUGCUGGUGCGCUACCGGCGGGCCGUAGCGCCGGUUCUACUACUUCUCAUGCUGGGAUCGAUGGUAGCAGCGGGCUGUGUCACAUACUUUUACGAGCUCUCGCCUAUUGUUACUGCGCAGUCGCCUGAAGAUCUCCGCACAAUGUUCCUCGACUCCCGUAUCCUACCGCUGCUGUACCUGCCCAGCUGGAUGAACCUGCCGGGCUACGUGUGCGGGGUCGCCACUGCCUUCAUCUUCUACCAUACACAACAGGCUGGCAUUAAUCUCAGUGAGAAGAAGUGGUUCAGAACCCUCUUCCACUUGUCACUGCAUGCGGGCAGCGUUGUAGCGCUAUGCGGCACAGUAUUCUUAUCGGACUUUGCAAGCACAAGUGCCGCAAGUGAGGCAGGUGGGGCAGGAACGGCACGUGUAUUCGGAGCAAUAUACGCGGCGCUCGACCGGCCGCUCGUAGCGAUGUGCUACAGCGUGUUUAUGCUCGGACUGUUCGCGAGGUGUCCGUCGGGAGUCCUUAAACUGCUAAGCUGGCGAGGUUUCCACGUGCUCGGGCGCCUAUCGUACUGUGCGUUUGUGAUUCAUUUCAUCAUUAUCCGCUUCGCCGUUGCAAGUAACACGCAGCUUGGACAUGCAUCCAUUUUCUCUAUGCUCUCUCUUCUUAUCGUGGGUUCAGUAGUCACAUACAUAGUCUGCAUCCCGGUGUGCCUCAUCAUCGAGUUACCGGUUAUCCAACUGUGGAAGGCCGUGACGGAAGCACCCGCGGAGCAGGUAGACCCACCAGCUAACCCCAAAUUUGAUCUCGUCGCUAGCAUAAGUCGGAGAAAUGUAUGAUUAUAUUGUGUUCUAUAGUAGUAAAUAUGAGUUACUUUGAAGCAAAUGGUGUACUUACUGUAACAAGCCAUUACAUGUGUGUAGUAGUAGUGUGUAUUCAUUAUUUUGUAAAUAUGUAUCUAUAUAGUAUAAAACAUAAGAGUAUGUAUGUUUGAAACAGCUAAUCUCAGGUACUACUGGAUCGAUUCUUAAUUGUUUAAAGAUUUUGCAAAAAUUCCUUUAAUUCAUUUUAUAAUUUACCAAGAAAUAUAGUAAUUAAAUAUUGAUUUAUUUACGAAUACAAUCAAAAGAUGUUUAGGAAUCGCUAGUUUUCAUUACUGAGCCAUGAUAUGUACACGUGUGUGCGUGUGGCCCUGUGUACCGACAGAGCCGGCUGAAACCGGUGAUUGAUUGAUUUUAUCGAAGUGUGCGUACGUUAUUCUAGCGUUUUUAAUUAACUUAGGCAUUCAUUUUAAGUUUUUAAAUAUAUAUUUAGUAAUCUUACAUAGAGUAUGUUACUUCACCAUAAUAAUAUUUUAUUUCAGUCAUAGUUGUAAGUUUUUAACUGAGUGAAGGAUUGUAAUUAUUACUAGAAAUGUACUUAGUGUGUAUAGUUGUAAAAAGCUCAAUUAUUUUAGGUGUUUUUAUACAUUUAUGUUCUAAUUUUAAAGGUUUUAACCUUUAUUUUGUUAAAUAUAUUAUAAGCCGAAUUAUGUGCAUUGGAUUCAAUAUUGUUUUAAGGUAAUUCAUUCAGUCAUUAAUCAUAUGAAUAUAGAAAAUUAUGGCAUUUGCCGCCAUAUUAUGGAGUUACCUAGAUAAUAAAAGACUUUUUAACAGAUUAUAAAAGUGAUGUAUUCAUGAUAUUAUUUACUAUUUUAUAGUAUAAAAGAUUGUUUACUUUAUGAAUAAUUAUCGUUGCUUAAAUUGAUUCUGAUAUAAGGAAUGUGUAGUAAUUUAAUUUUGUUAAGCGGUGAAUUAUUAUAAUGUAUAUAUUAGUUCUAUUCUAUAGGUUCAAUCAAUAAAAUCGAAUAAAU